Molecule: messenger RNA, 1470 nt
Organism: Trichoderma aggressivum f. europaeum
Lineage: Eukaryota; Fungi; Ascomycota; Sordariomycetes; Hypocreales; Hypocreaceae
Product: transcriptional regulator family: Fungal Specific TF
Exons: 3
Coding region: 1-1470 (489 amino acids)
Biological process (GO): regulation of DNA-templated transcription
Molecular function (GO): zinc ion binding; DNA-binding transcription factor activity, RNA polymerase II-specific
Source: RefSeq, a predicted model, not a curated record
AUGGUCGGAGUUCCGCGCAGCAGCGGCUGUCAGCUCUGCAGACAGAGAAGGGUCAAGUGCGACGAGGCCAGGCCAGAGUGCGGCAACUGUCGCAAGUACGGCACUGGGUGCCCGGGCUACGAGCGAGCCAUCAAGUUCGUGUCUGGCAAGCACACGAUCCGGAGCAAGGGUUCUCGACCGCUGCAAACCAGCAAUCAGAAGACCACUGGUGCUGCCUCGUCGGAAGCCUCGCCAUCCACCACCUCGACUCUGUCUGCCGCCGCCACGACGCCUGAAAGUAUUGGCGGCGGCGGCGGCACAAGUGGUACUACUGCUGCUGCUGCUGUCGUGGCCACGUCCCUAGUGGCGUCUCUUCAGCCCAAUCGAGCCCUCUUUAUUGGCACUCUGAUGGACAUGGCCCAGACUAGGCUGGCCUCCAAGGAUGUAUCUACGUUCUUGGGCUUCUUUGGACGCCUCAAGUUUGACGAGUUUGGCACGGCGGCGGCUCUGGAUGGUGCCAUUUGUUCGCUCUCUCUGCAUCUUAUGGGCAAGGAGCUGGCGGAUGACAGCCUCGUCGCCCGGAGCAGGACCGUGUAUGGAUGGUCCCUUGGUGCUCUCCAGGUGACAUUGAGACAUCCUACUAAGUGGAAGACGUCCGAAACCUUCUGCUCGGCCGUCUUACUAUGCUUCUUUGAGCUGUUUGCGGGCACAAGCUCACCAGAGACCUGGCUGCAGCAUGCUCAGGGAAUUGCCACACUGAUGGAGCAACGUGGUCCUGCAGCUCAUGCGCAGGGCAACGACGCAGCUAUACUGUUUUCUUUCCGAGGCAUCUUGCCAGAAUGGAGGAAGGUGAUUUAUGACGGCCCAGGGCAGUCGAUUUACGCCCCCGAAGCGCCAGGAUUUUCGAUGCAAGUAGUCAAUUCGUUUUUCGUGUGCCUGGCAGACAUGCCCGAGGUUAUGUGGUGGGGAUACCCGGUCCGCCAGGCUCUCCUGGCCGGCAGACGAGUGAGUCCCAAGCGCAUACAGCGCGUUGCCGAGGUGGCAGCCGCAAACCAUGAGCGGUUCGCCGCGUGGUACGAGGACUUCAAGAAGCUCGGCGUCGAGCUGAAGGAGGUGCCGUCCAAGGACCCCAGCUCGCCGUACCAGGUGGUGUUGGAGCAUCCCGUGGGAUGGCUUGGGUCCAUGCACAUGGGCUACUGGGCCAGCAUGCUGGUUCUGCAGGAGCUCCUGAUUCAAUGUGAGUGGCCCGUGGAUUAUCGGGACUCCCAAAAGGAACUGGUGCAAAACAUUCUUCGAUCCAUCGAGAGCGUGGGGAGCGGCAUCAUGGGGCCCUUCCGCCUGGGUUACUCGAUCAGAAUCGUGUAUGAGUUUGUGAGCGUUGAGACGCAGCGAUGGAUCAUUUCGCUGCUGGACAAGUUUUCCAAGAGAUAUGCGGCCACGGACAAGAACAGCUACCCGAGUCCACGUGUGGACGCGCAAGGGUAUUCAUGA